Messenger RNA from Zea mays, 1795 nucleotides. RefSeq lists its product as uncharacterized. The coding region runs from base 246 to 1547 and encodes 433 amino acids. The record is from RefSeq and is a predicted model, not a curated record. Gene Ontology annotation, molecular function: metal ion binding; RNA binding. NCBI's taxonomy places the organism in Eukaryota, Viridiplantae, Streptophyta, Magnoliopsida, Poales, Poaceae. The transcript has 5 exons.
CCUCCGCUAAUCUCUCGAUCUAUGUAUGCAUGCGUGGUGCGGAAGGAGUCAGGAGCGAGAGGAGAGGACUCGGGCAAAGCAGCAACCGCCGCCCCCUGCGAACCGCUCGUUCGCCGGCCCUUGAUUUAUAAAAGGAGCCGAGGCCUGUUCCUCACUUGAGAAGAAGACAAGUGAGAACAAUCAUAUAUAUAUUGUUGCUUAAAGAGAAGAGAAGAGAAGAGAAGAUCGACAAGAGAUUGGCGGUAAUGGACUCCUCGGAGCUGCACAUACUGGCCUUGCAGAGGGUGAAGCAGGUGGAGCCGGAGAACGCGAGCAAGAUCCUCGGCUGCAUCCUCCUGGAGGAACCCGACAACCAGGAUAUGCUGCAGCUCGCCUACGGCAACGACGCCGAGGUGCACGCCAAGAUCAGCCACGCCAAGGCCAUGCUGGACGCCAUCGUCGCGUGCUGCUCCUCCUCGCCGGCCUUCGGCUACCACUACUGGCCGCCGGUGCCCAAUAAGGCGCAGGCAGAGGAGUACGCGUUGCAGCCGCAGCACUACAGUGGCGGAGGGUGCUACUACGCCUCUGAGAACGCGCUCAUCUACAAUGGCGGGGGGCCGCCGAGGUCCAGGCUGUCGUCGACGCGGCGCCCCUGCCACUACUUCAUCAAGGGAAUCUGCAAGAACGGGCAGAGCUGCCACUACUCGCACCACCGGCAGGAGGCCCAGGUCUGCUCCGGCGCGCUGGAGAAGCUGGAGCUGGAGAUCAUUGAGCUGCUCAAGUCGCGGCACGGGCAGCCGCUGUCCAUCGCGUCGCUGCCCACGCUAUACGGCGACAGGCCGCACGGGCAGCACUAUGUGGUUCUGGCGGAGGACGCCGGCAGGUACAAGGAGUUGAUGAGCAGGGGCGAGAGAGGAGGAGACAUGGGCAGCAGCUCGCACCAGGUAUACCUCACCUUCCCUUCAGAGAGCACCUUCAUGGAGGAAGACGUGGCCAAUUACUUCGGUUUGUAUGGUUCGGUGCGCGACGUGAGGAUCCCAUGGCAGGAGAAACGGAUGUUUGGCUUCGUGAGCUUCCACAAUCCGGAGACGGUGAACACCAUACUCACGAUGCGCAUCCCACAUUUCAUCGGCGAAUCAAGGGUCCUGGUCAAACGCUACAUAGAGAAAUCCAAGUGCAUCGAACGCUAUCGUCCGAGGGCGCUUCGUCGCUUCGUCGGCAUGGACAUGGACAUGGACAUGAACGACGAUGAUGAUGACUACGACGACCAGCCUCCAGCCCGGAUGGUGAUGAGGAAUCAGCAACGACUACUGGCGACGGAGAAGCGGCUGAUCGAGCUCGAGAGGAAGCGCUUCUUCGCGAUGCCGCCGCAGCAGUACCAGCACGUCUACUUCGACUGCAGCAUCGGGGACGACGACGGCCAGGGCCAGCCACCACCACGACAUCUUCCCCUCAUCAUAACCCAACCAGCUCGGGCAAGCAGCAGCAGCAGUUACGACGACGACGACGACGACAUCCAACUCCCAGAAAGCCCAUUCACGUCGUCAGCCGUGCCGAUGCUGAUGUAAUGGGCCGGGAAAGGGAAACCAAGGUCCACUUAAUUAGCUUCCUUUGUUACACAGGACAGGACAGGACACAAAAACACCCUCUUUUUUGUUGUAGAUAUAAACAAAUUAAGGGAGUCACAGUACACAGAGAGAGUUGGUGUUCUUAGAAUGCAGGCACACUGGUGAGUUUUAAACAAGGGUGCCAGAAAGAAUUACUUAUUAGCUGUGCCAUAAUAAUAAUAAGAUCGUCGUCUCUGUUUGUGCCUUCA